CCAACAAAACAUGAAUAUGAAAUUAAGGACCUUGAAAUUGUGUAAUUAAUAAUGAGUACUUGAUAAGCACCAAAUAAACGACAUAGAUAAGGUCUGUGUGAACAGAUUAUGAUAUUUCAUUUCCCUCAUAAAUAUUUCACUCUCUUAACAAUAACCUCCUGACAAAGAAAUGGCUGAAGAUUCUUCUCCCAAGGUUUUAUCAAUCCAAAGUCAUGUUGUUCAUGGAUAUGUUGGAAACAGAAGUGCUGUAUUCCCAUUGCAGCUAUUGGGUUUCGAAGUGGAUUUCAUCAAUUCUGUUCAGUUGUGUACACACACCCAGUAUAAAAAGGUAACUGGACAAAUACUGAAAGAGCAAGACUUAUCAGACUUGUUUCAAGGGCUAAAAGAGAACGGUCUUGAUAAAUAUGAUUACUUAUUAACUGGCUAUGUUGGAUCCCCUUCAUUCCUUAAAGAAAUUGUGGCAGUUUAUAAGCAUUUAAAAUCUGUUAAUCCUAAUAUUGUUUUUGUUUGUGAUCCUGUGAUGGGAGAUAAUGGAGAAUUCUAUGUACCAGAAGAAUUGGUUCCUUUGUACAGGGAACAAGUUGUACCUCACGCCCAUAUACUCACUCCAAAUCAAUUUGAAUUGGAAUCGUUGACCAAUAUGACAAUAAACAAUGUUGAGGAUUGUUGGGAAGCCAUUGAGAAACUGCAUUUGAAAGGUUGUAAAACUGUGGUGGUCUCCUCUUCAGAUCUGGGAGGAAACGGGCACCUACUUGCCUUAGCCAGUACCAAAAUGGGUGAAUCAUGUCAAAGGGUAACCAUCACAUUAGAGAAAAAACAGGCGAUAUUUGUCGGUACUGGAGAUAUUUUUGCAGCUUUGAUGUUGGCUUGGAUGCAUAAAAGUAACAAUAAUUUGAAAGAGUCGUUGGAGAAAACAAUUGCCAGCUUACAGGCUACUUUAGAAAGGACAUUGCGAUCUGCUGAAGGCAAACCUCAUACUCCAGAAAAUUUGGAGCUCAAACUUAUACAAAGUAAGAGGGAUAUAGAAGAACCUAAGGUUACACUUUUUGCAAACUGUACCAGAAAGUCUUCUUAAUGAAUAAAUUUAUGUAAGUGGUAAAAUGAAAAAAGGUCUUCCAGAUUAUGGUCCAAUUUUCGCUUUUUCUGUAUGCUUUUAUUUUAUAUUUGUGAUUGGUAUAUAUUUUAUGAAAUAAGAUGUUAUUGUAGAUGUAAUAAAUGUAUUUUUCGUGUUGAA
Molecule: messenger RNA, 1234 nt
Organism: Coccinella septempunctata (seven-spotted ladybird)
Lineage: Eukaryota; Metazoa; Arthropoda; Insecta; Coleoptera; Coccinellidae
Product: pyridoxal kinase
Exons: 5
Coding region: 170-1075 (301 amino acids)
Biological process (GO): pyridoxal 5'-phosphate salvage
Cellular component (GO): cytosol
Molecular function (GO): pyridoxal kinase activity
Source: RefSeq, a predicted model, not a curated record